This is a messenger RNA of Penicillium nucicola, 954 nucleotides long. RefSeq names its product methyltransferase tpcM (gene tpcM). Lineage: Eukaryota; Fungi; Ascomycota; Eurotiomycetes; Eurotiales; Aspergillaceae. The record is from RefSeq and is a predicted model, not a curated record. Gene Ontology annotation, molecular function: S-adenosylmethionine-dependent methyltransferase activity. The transcript has a single exon. The coding region runs from base 1 to 954 and encodes 317 amino acids.
AUGGCCACUAUCGUGACAACCUCACAACCGCCCAGCAUGGACACGUCCAACCGAAUCUUCGCCCAGGAUGACAAGUUCUGGGAGAAUUAUUCGCGCGGCCGUCCCCAAGUCCCUGAUACCUUCUGGGACCGCAUUUGGGGCUUCCACGAGUCCAAAGGCGGAGUUUUUGACACCGUCCACGACAUUGGUGCAGGAAACGGGCCCUACUCCCAGCGACUGGGGUCUCGGUUUCCCAAUGUCAUCGUGUCAGAUAUCGUGGCCGACAACAUUGCCCUCGCCAAAGAACGCCUCCGGGGCCAGGCCGGAUUCGUCUUCCGCACCGCCGCGCUGGAGGACGCCGACGACAUCCCCGCCGGCAGCGUGGACAUGGUUUUUGCAGCGAACGUGAUGCAUUUCGCUGAGCCGCAGCUCGACGCAAUGGCGACGAUCGCGCGCCAGCUGCGGUCCGGGGGCACGUUUGCGGCGUCCCUUUUUGGACCCGCUCGCUUUCGUAAUGCGAAAGUGCAAGAUCUGUGGGAGCGGCUGAGCCAUCAGGGGGGCAGGGAGUUGCUCCGCGUGUCUGAGGAUCCGGACCAGGUGGUCAAGGUCAUGGCGCGGACACAGGACCGGUACAAUGUCGCGCCGCUUGAUCGGACGCUAUUUGGCGACGAGGUCCGCAUCCAUGUGAAUAUGGAGCAUGGGGGAAUUCAAGGCAUGUUGCCCCUGGAAUUCGCGCACCGGAAUCAGGAGCCGAAUUACGGCGCGGGCGACCAUGAGUCGCAUGAGAAGAUGGAGGGAUGGACCUUUGAGACGGACCUGCAGGGGAUCACGGAGCAUUUUCGGUCCUUUCCGUUCAUCUCGCGGUUUCCGGACGCUUUGGCGGACUUGUUCCAGGAGUUGGACGAGUUGCUGGCUGACGGGAAGACCGUUGAGGGCUAUUUCCCUGUCAUGAUCAUUUUAGCCACUAGGAAAUAG